GGAAUCAUCAGAGUGGCCGUUAGUGGGUAUUCUCCAUGGUGUGGUCGAUCAUAUGGGAAAUUAUGACGAAUGUUUGUCUAUUUCAUCUUAUGGUAUUGAUGGACAGUACUGUUUGGUUGAAGCCAUGUAUAACUAUUCAGAUGCAUUACACAGUGAAGUCGUCGAGAUGCCUGAUGAGAAAAUUUCGUCAUGGGAAGUUGUAACCUUGUACGGAAAAAAUCCAAUCAGAAUAAACAGAAAAAAGUUAAGAUUCGCUGUCUGCAUACCAUCGUCUUGUACUCCAACUGACUUGAAGAUCUCUCUCGAUAACACAUUGCAUCCAAUAUUCAACGCUCACGAGCUCAAUAUAACAAUUAACGUGGAUCCUGUGCUUUGUAAAAUACGCGACAAACCUGCUCGCCCCUUGGGAUACUACAUCGUUCGGAAUUUGUUUGGGGCGAUUUUCUUCCUUGUAAUUUGCAGCACUUUGUAUGAUGUUGUAACUUUCACUGGAGUUGAAAUGAAAACAGAAGGCGGACCAAAAAAACAUUUAAUAAAAGACAUAUCUAAAUCUCUUUCCAUAAAAGAAAAUUUCAGAAAACUUACAAAACAUAAUUUUCCGUGUGAACAAACAGGAAUACAUUUUGUAAAAGUCUUGAGUAUGAUUCAGAUAAUUAUUGGCCAUCACAUAACAUUAGCGAUCUUUCCAUUUCCUUUAUCAGAUGCGUUUCUUGCAGAGCAACAAUUUAGCAAACUAACGCCACUAUUAUCUCGAUUGGAAAUCCUGAACGUAUUUUUCCUGAUAAGUGGGUUUUUAACUUUUCAUCUGGACUUUUCUCAGAUGUUGAAAGGAGGAAUAAUUUUUCUACUCACCAGAAUCUCAAACAGGUGGAUGAGAAUGAUUCCAACAUUUACUUUCAUAGUGUUAUAUGCGAUUUAUGUAUUUCCAUAUAUUGGAGAUGGUCCGCUAUGGAAUUACAGAACAAUGACCGAAGCUAACAAUUGCAAGGAAAGCUGGUUGCCUAUUGUAUUUCUCAUUAGUAAUUUCGUCAAUCCUGAAAAAUCAGUAAGUAGAUAAAUAGGUACUUACCUAUUGGAAUUAUGAAUUAUCAAUUCACUAUUUAUUUUAGAAAAACGUAACCUACACAGGGCUGUAAGGUAAUUUAUGUUGGUGAAUUACGGCGGUAUA
Messenger RNA from Planococcus citri (citrus mealybug), 1168 nucleotides. Its product is annotated as nose resistant to fluoxetine protein 6-like. The record is from RefSeq and is a predicted model, not a curated record. The transcript has 6 exons. NCBI's taxonomy places the organism in Eukaryota, Metazoa, Arthropoda, Insecta, Hemiptera, Pseudococcidae. Bases 53 to 1057 code for a protein of 334 amino acids.